Messenger RNA from Colletotrichum higginsianum IMI 349063, 1137 nucleotides. Its product is annotated as Pirin. The record is from RefSeq and is a predicted model, not a curated record. The transcript has 2 exons. The coding region runs from base 1 to 1137 and encodes 378 amino acids. Lineage: Eukaryota; Fungi; Ascomycota; Sordariomycetes; Glomerellales; Glomerellaceae.
AUGAGGUCUUUCUCGCUACUGCUAUCCAUCAUCGUGGGAAUCACAUCCAUCGUCCUGUUCAGAGAACAGAUAUUCAAUUUGGUCGUCGCGACUACAAACGACUUCUUCAACUUUGCAGGCGCAAUUCAGAACGACAUCGUCUCCGAAGCGGAAACCAAGCAACAACAACAACAAUAUCAACGCCAUCAUCAACAGAACCAGCCGGACGACCACCUGUACGCCACCGACAUGUCUGUUCCCCGCGCAAUUCACAAGGUCUUUCUGGCCGUUGAGCAGGCCGAGGGCGCCGGAGCCCGCGUCCGCCGCUCCAUCGGAACCCCUCAGCUUAGGAAUCUUUCGCCCUUUUUGAUGCUCGACCACUUCAGUAUCUCUCCCGGGUCAGGCUUCCCCGACCAUCCCCAUAGGGGCCAGGAGACGAUUACGUAUCUCCUUCACGGCGGCGUGGACCACGAGGACUUCGCCGGAAACAAGGGCACUAUCGAGGCCGGCGACCUGCAGUUCAUGACAGCGGGCCGCGGCAUCAUGCACGCCGAGAUGCCCAAGCAGAACCCCGACGGCAGCGCCAACGUCGGCCUCCAGCUCUGGGUCGACUUGCCGAAGCACCUCAAAGCCUGCGAGCCGCGGUACCGCGAUCUGCGCGCCAAGGAGAUCCCCACGGUCGACAUCGACGGCGGCAAGGUCCACGUCAAGGUCAUCUCGGGCCAGAGCCACGGCGUCGACUCGGUGCGCGACCUAGCCUACACGCCCGUAUGGAUCCUGGACAUCCAGGUUAAGCCCGGCGGUAAGAUUGCCCAGCCGGUGCCCCAGGGGUGGAACGCCUUCGCGUACACGCUCGAGGGCCAGGCCAUUGUUGGCACGGGGUCGCAGCAGCGCGUCGUCGAUGAGUUCCACAACGUCGUGUUCGAGGACGAGGGCGACGUCGUGAACAUUGAGGUCGACGCCGGCGCCGACAAGGACGCUCGCCUCGUCCUUAUCGCCGGCACGCCUCUAGACCAGGAGGUGGUGCAGUACGGGCCGUUCGUGCUGAGCUCCAAAGCCGAGGUGUACCAGGCCUUGAUGGACUUCCAGACGCACUCGAACGGGUUCGAGAGGGCAGAGGGCUGGCAGAGUGAGAUUGGAAAGUCCAUGGUUGGGUAG